GCGGGACUGUACAUGUGUCAAAGGUCAUAAAAAUGGCAACGCACUUCCGCAGAGAAGAUGGUUGACCUCGCAAGUAUUUGUCGUUUUUCCUUCAACCGGUCCAUCUUUUCCACCAUAACUAGGCCCGAACCGUACAAGGUCAACUUGUGUGUCCUUAGCAUGUCCAAGGAUGCCGUCUUACGACAGGAAUUAGACGAUUUGUCUGAUAUUGUCUACGACCUGAUCCGAGACAUCCGUGAUCCUGAGAAGGACAACACGCUAGAGGAGCUGGAUGUUGUGUAUGAGAGUGGAGUCCAUGUGGAGCCAUGGGGGGAGGACAAGUUCCACAUCAGCAUAGAGUUCACACCAACAGUACCACACUGCUCAUUGGCUACUCUUAUAGGUCUUUGCCUCAGAGUAAAACUGGAAAACAACCUGCCACAACACUACAAGCUUGAUAUCACUGUUAAAGAUGGAACACACUCCACAGGCCCAGAAAUCAACAAGCAGAUAAAUGACAAAGAGCGGAUAGCAGCAGCAAUGGAGAACCCAGAUCUCAGGGCAGUUGUUAAUAAGUGUGUACAGGAUCCAGAGUAAAUUGUUAUGGAGAAUGUUUUUGUUAGGGCUCUCUCCAGCUCCAAAUUCUGGUCAGCCCUUUUAGUUUCAUGUUGACAGAGCAAAGCUUGGUAUCUAGCAGUUGUAAGUCAUCAAUGGUGGUUAGGGGGUAUGAAAAUGUCAACCCUCAGAAAUGCUAUUUCCCACAUUUCAAGGGGGCAUAUUCAGUUCAUGAAGAUAUUUGGCACUGAUAAAAAUGUUGUGAAGUUAUGUUUGUCAAGUAGGACAAAAUAGUCUUCCAUUAAAAUUAUUAUGUUCAUGGUGGAGAGAGCCCUAUACCUGUAACAUGUAUUGUACAAACUUUGAGGAAUACUGUACAGGCAUUCCAAAAUUAUUAUUAAACAGAAAGUAGCAUAAUAACAAGAUGUUAGUGAUUCUGCAUGGAUUUGACACUACAUGUAUUUGGUGCUCAUGGUGGCUUAGCCUGGGUUCCAUCUUAUUUCUACUGGGGCUCUUUACACUCGCUGUCCUAAAACAUUUGUUUAGGGCAGCGAGUGUAAGGAGAAAUAGGAUGAUACCCAGGAUAUGGUAGCUAGGUGCAAUAUUGUAUUUUUUCAGUAUUAACUUUUAAUAGCUGUACACUUUGUUCCUACCUUAGUCAGGUAAGGUUACAAGGCACUUUCACGUUACUUGUCUAUAGUAUGGUGUUAUUUGAUAUGAUUGAAGAUUUCAUUGGUUUUAUUGUAAGAUAAAGUGGUUUAAUUCUGUAAGAUAUUGAAUAUACAUGUAUAGUACCGAUACAAUGACUGAGUUGGAAUAUGUCUAAAGAUGUAACAUUUGGGAUCUCUCUGGAUCCUAGUACAUGUACAUGCAUUUCCGAAUGUGAUAAAGGUUAAUAAAACAAUUUAGUCUAAAAUCUGUUUCAGGUGUUAUUGAUGUUGUUCCAUUGCUGCUGACAUGUAUGGUAACAACGACGACAUAAGGCAGUUCAUUGUUUAAUGGCAACUUUUAAUACCCCAUGGUUUAGCAUGAUGUAGAUCUGACACAUUUGACUAAUGGCACCCCAGAUAGCCCUGGUGAAAGAUAUACUCCAACACAAACAGGAUUGUUGACAGAACAUAAGUUGACUGCAUGGCACAUAGGUAUGUAGGACACUCAGGUGGACAGCCAUAGAAAGCAUUCCGUCCCAUCAGUGAAUUUUUACAAAAAAUCAACAUCCCAUAAAGUGUCGAUAGUGCAGAGUGAACAACACAAGCAACUCUAGCAUUCUCCCGAAUUAUGUCUACUUGUCCCAAAUUAUGUCUACUUUUAGGAUUUCUCAAAGAUUGUUAAGAUAAUGAUCCAGAUGUGGCAUUUUCAUGGAAACCUUUUAUUCAGCUGUCCAUGGCCUUUGACUAGAAAGCAGCCCUAUCAUUAUGUAAUUCUGAUGCCAGGUUUGUACUGAUUUUCUGGUUAGACAGCAGGGAAUAGGUUAAAACUAUAAACAGACUCUUGAACAAUGUCCUCUACAUUUCUUUCCUCCACACUUGACAAGUCUAUAUCUACAUAUAUGUCACAAAUGAAAUAUCAAGAGUUGACUACAGCUCUAGUAGGUUUGAUUGCAAAGUCUAAGUUAGGUUGUAACACCUCUUAGAAUCAAGUUUGGACUGCAUAGUGAACGUUGAGCAUCACUUUACACCUCAGAGCGGAGGAAUUUUUUGUCAGAGCGAUCAAGCACAAGAAAGGCCCGAUACCUCACACGUUAUCAAAUUUUCACCACACUAUCCUACCCUGAAGACUGCACCCUGCAAAGACAAUAUGCUAGGAUGAAUUGGGAUACAUAAAGGUUGCAGUAAUGGUAAAGAAGGUGGUGUCCACACAAAAUUCCAUGAAAAACUGCAAGGGUUUAACAGCAAUUUUCAGCAAGCAAAAAUCUUUCAAUACAUGAAGAUCUUUUGCUGGAAAUGAGCUGACGGCACCACCAACCAUGGAAAGUUUGCCUCCGAUAUCUACUAUGUAUGUACUACUUUUGUAUGUUUAAAAAUUAACCUCUUUGGAUCAUGUUACCUGAAGCACAGAUCAUAGGACAAUUUUUUUAUUACAGUAUAACAAAGAGCAAAGAUCACAACAUGAAUAUGGUACAAUUGUAAAGCCAAUUUUCUAAUAUUCCACGCCCAC
Branchiostoma floridae (Florida lancelet) is the source of this 2691-nucleotide messenger RNA. RefSeq names its product cytosolic iron-sulfur assembly component 2A-like. The transcript is spliced from 5 exons. The record is from RefSeq and is a predicted model, not a curated record. Lineage: Eukaryota; Metazoa; Chordata; Leptocardii; Amphioxiformes; Branchiostomatidae. Bases 58 to 576 code for a protein of 172 amino acids.